Messenger RNA from Pelagomonas calceolata, 546 nucleotides. Lineage: Eukaryota; Pelagophyceae; Pelagomonadales; Pelagomonadaceae. The record is from the annotation of a GenBank genome assembly.
AUGUACCUCCAGCUCAUGAUCAUCAACAAGUCCGGUGGCCUCGUUUACAACCAGGACCUGUCGCCCCAAGCGGCCCAGCUCGAUUCGAACGACUGGUUAAGGAUAGGCUCGACGUUCCACAGCCUGCACGAAAUCGCUCGGUCCAUCCCACCGGGCCGGUCGUCGGGCAUCGUCGCCCUCGAAACCAGCAGUUUCGCGCUGCGCUGCCUCGAGACGAUAACAGGUAUUAAAUUCGUCCUCACGGCCGAGCGCGGCACCCAAGUGCUGGAGCCGGUCCUGCGCAUGGUCUACGAGCUCUACAGCGACUACGUCCUCAAGAAUCCGUUCCACGACCUCGAGAUGCCCAUCCGCUGCCGGCUCUUCACGGAGCACGUCACGGAGUUGUUUGAGAGCUUCCACACGACGGGCACGAACGCGAACGCGCGGCACCAGUUCUUCACGCGGCUGCGAUAGCGGCGGCGGCGGCGGCGUCGUUGUGCUGUAAUAAUUAUACCUCUAGUCACAUGCCUGCCGGUGACGUUUCUCCUCCAUUAUUAUUUGCUGUGA